AUGGAAAAGUUCACGAAUUGGAGAGAUAAAGGUACAGGAAUCGCACCAUUCUUUCCGGUAACCCCACCGUUAUCCCAAGAGAAAGGAUUUCGAAGCUUUUUAAGCAAUGUGAUUACAACGCUAAAGUUGAUCGUGGCUUUACCCUUCUUACCAUUUGUAUAUUUGCUUCAAUUUCUAAACCUCUCAAAGCCCAUCUGCACUUUAGUGCUAAAAAUUAUAUGUGGUUGGAACAUUCAGACAAAUGUUCAGGGAGUGAAAAGGAGGGAUCAGGGUCCAGAGCAUAUGCCUGGUGUGGGACGUUAUUUUUUUGUUAACUAUUCAUCUCCGUUAGAUUGCAUUGCCCUAUGGCUCAUAGCGAAAGGUCCGGUGACAUUUUGCAUACCUAGAAUGAAAGGUAAAAAGGUGACAAUGUACAGACUUUCGUUGAUCGAGGCAUUGAAAUUUGCGCUGAAAGGUUCGAUAUUUGAAAAUGAAACAUCAUUUCAAAUCAUAGAUAAAGUCGACGAGGCAAAGGACUACGUCACAUACAUUUUCCCAGAGGGGACUACAUCCAAUGGGAAGAGUGUGCUUCCUUUUGCUCUAACUCAGGAAUUUAUGGAUGAAUUCUUAGGCAUUGAAGAAGGUUUCUCGUCAUCUGCCCAGAAGCCAAUAAAUUUGAAUCUACACAAGAGAAAAGUGGUACAAACUAUUCAACUUAAAAUAAAUGCGACUUUAACCACUCCUUUACCAAUAAGUGCCUGGAACUAUCUCAACAGAAUGUCUUCACAAGGUGUUACUUUUAAGUGUAAAAUAAACGAACCUUGCACGACUAAAGUUGAUGAAGUUCGCACGGCGUUGUGCGGUGGUGACAAAUACAGUUUGGUUGGAAAGGACUUGAAUGUAGACUCUAAGACCAAGUUUAUCAAAGAGUUCGGAAACCGCAGACGAUAA
This is a messenger RNA of Lachancea fermentati, 930 nucleotides long. Lineage: Eukaryota; Fungi; Ascomycota; Saccharomycetes; Saccharomycetales; Saccharomycetaceae. The record is from the annotation of a GenBank genome assembly.